Nicrophorus vespilloides is the source of this 743-nucleotide messenger RNA. RefSeq names its product glutathione S-transferase theta-1-like. Gene Ontology annotation, biological process: glutathione metabolic process. Gene Ontology annotation, molecular function: glutathione transferase activity. The transcript is spliced from 4 exons. Gene Ontology annotation, cellular component: cytoplasm. Lineage: Eukaryota; Metazoa; Arthropoda; Insecta; Coleoptera; Silphidae. Bases 26 to 700 code for a protein of 224 amino acids. The record is from RefSeq and is a predicted model, not a curated record.
UCCCCGGUUCAUUUAGUCUGCUAAGAUGUCUUUAAAGUUAUACUUCGACUUGCUAUCGCAACCAAGCAGAGCACUAUAUAUUCUUUUAAAAUCAUCAAAAAUACCGUUUGAGGAGUGCCCUAUCGCAUUAAGAAAAGGAGCUCAACUCACUGAUGAAUACAAAAACAAUGUGAGUCGUUUCCAAAAGGUCCCUGUGGUACAUGAUGGGGAUUUCAAAAUGACUGAAAGUGUCGCUAUUUUGAGGUACUUGGCAAGAGAGAAGAGUUUACCAGAUUAUUGGUAUCCAAAAGAUAGUAAACGUCAGGUUAGGGUUGAUGAGUUUUUGGAGUGGCAGCAUAACAACGUUCGAGCAACCUGCGCCAAGUAUUUCAUGAAAAAAUGGAUAUUUCCUUUGGUGACUGGACAAGAAUUGGAACCUGAGAAAUUAGCUGAGUACAAACAGAGUAUGGAGGAUUGCUUAGAUUCUAUGGAAACUUUGUGGUUGGCCAAUGGAAAUUAUAUUUGCGGAGAUAAAUUGACCGCCGCCGAUUUGUGGGCUGCUUGCGAGGUGGAGCAGCCUCGAGUCACAGGUUACGAUCCUAUUGUGGGCAGACCGAUAUUGGGGGCUUGGCUGGAUCGUAUCAGGACUGAGGUCGAUCCUCACUACGGCGAAGCUCAUGCCAUUUUGAACAAGAUUGCAAUGAAAAGCCAGAAAGCCUAAUUGUAUAUUUAAUUUAUAAUCAAUAUAUUUCAUAUUAGUUUUA